AUGUGGGGAGGAAAGAAACGUCUCUACUCAGCCACAAAAUUUAUUUUGUACACGGCGGGAGGUUUCAUUUUUCUCUUAAUGGGAGUUCUGGGUGUCAGUUUAUAUGGUUCUAAUGAACCAACAUUAAAUUUUGAAACAUCAGUGAAUCAAUCGUAUCUUGUGGCUUUGGAAAUAAUAUUCUAUAUUGGAUUUUUUAUUGCUUUUGCUGUCAAAUUACCGAUUCUACCCCUACAUACAUGGUUACCAGAUACCCACGGAGAGGCACAUUACAGUACUUGUCAUUGGCGGUCAUGUCCUCAUGAAGCGGGUGUAACUUCAGAGCUCAAUAACCUACGGAACGAUCUAUCUUCAGCACAGUUGGUCAAUAGAGCUGAUACUUGGGAGUCCUCCUUAGAUAAAGAUGGAGCUUUCAAAGUAUGUGAUCUAAGAUGGAAAGUUGAUUGUCAAUCUGGAAUAACUCAAAAUAUUCCCACAAUCAAAUGGAGCAAGGAAGUCCCAAUCAAGGUUAAUUGUUUCUUAUGGCGAGCAAUUCAACAGAGGAUAGCUUCAAUGGUGAGUCUUAGAGCUAGAGGUAUUGGGACUCAAACUACUUUGUGUGGUGCAUGCAUAAAUGGUGCAGCUUACAUAAUCAGUCAUUCAAUAGCAUUGGUGAACUGCUCGGAUUUGCUGCAAAUUGGGGGAGGAGUCCUAAAAUGA
This is a messenger RNA of Lactuca virosa, 696 nucleotides long. Lineage: Eukaryota; Viridiplantae; Streptophyta; Magnoliopsida; Asterales; Asteraceae. The record is from the annotation of a GenBank genome assembly.